AUGAAUCUCCAUUUCAUGCUGUUUUUUAAAACUAUGUAAAAAAUACUACAUAUGGUUUUCAAAGCUACUCAGCUUUUCUGUGCUUGAGUUUUCUUUUGAUCUCUACUAUGCACUUUUAAUUUUUUUUCUCUCACCCUACACUAGAGAAGGACACCAUUACAGAGACACAGACACACACGUGGGUAUAAAACCAUACUAUAUAUGAUUUUAUUUAAUAGUUUUUUCUCUGAAGUUGGAUAGCAUCUUCCUUCCUAAGUCCUUUGAAGUUGAUUUGAGUAUAUAUACUUAAAAUAAUUUAGUCCUUCACAGUAGUUCUUCGAACAACAUUCAUGCUAUUUGUAUGCAAACAAUCUCUUGGUUAUGCUCAUAUCACUCAAUUAUUUCAUGCAUACAUGAUUUAAAAUUCUUCAUCUUUUGAGCCCCAGUCACCUGAGCAAACCGCCAAUUAAGGAAGAGAUCCAAAGACAAGAUGAAAUCUUUAUUUGAGCAUGAAUUGUAUUUAAGUGAGGCAGAACUUCCUUAAGUCAUCAACUUCCCUUUCUCUUCCAUUCACCGAAGUCCAGCAGAACGAGGUAGUCCAAGGAUGCAGUGGAUGACUUGGGCCUUUCUAAAUUAAGGUCAGGCCUCAGUUUGUCAAGUAAGGACUGAAAAUUUAAGGGCUAUCCAGUACUUAAUAGGUGGAAGUUUCUGAGUCUGGUUUCUUUCUUCAUUUUAUUUACACUUCUUUUUACAAUUCCUCAAUUUCUAUAUAUUGUAUCUUUUUCCAGUACAGCAAGCCAUCCCUUACAAUAAAGAAAAAAGAAAAAAGCUCAGCAAAACUAACAUAGCAACUAAACCUGACGGCGUUCGCAUGGUUCAGAGCCAUGCUCAGCAAGCUCCUUCUCUAGAAAGGGUUUCCAAAACUCUCGCCUUUCCACAGAAUUCGCCUGCAGGUGGUCCCUUUAACUGAGCUCCCCCCUAGAUUAGGAGCACCACGAGACCGGCGCUCUUCCUCCGCCUUCCUCUGGGAAGAGCCAAUUGCAGCCCUCUCUCUGCAGGGGCUCGCCCCAGACUUGGACAAGAAGGCCUUCCCCCGAGCUGGGCGAGUGCCUGGGGGGAAAGCAUGAUCCUGAAGCUCCCUAGCCAGGGAGCUGGAAGUCCGAGCCCAAGUCACCGCAGGAGAAAGCCCACGGUCAGUGGCCCCGCCCCCGGCCCGCCCCCGGCCUUCCAGCCCCCUCCUCCUCAGUUGUGCCCUGCUUUCCCCUCCCCUGCUAGUUAAGGCCGGUGCGAAGUUGGCUGGGGGCGCUUAGUCUAUCGCGUCGAGCAGUCUGCCGGGCCGGCCCUCCGCGCACGCGCACUCCGGCUGCUCCUCCGCUCGCCCGUCCCCUCCGGGGUCCGGGCCGCCUUCCAUCGCCCCGGCGCCGCCCGCGACAUGCGGGACUACGACGAGGUGACAGCCUUCCUGGGCGAGUGGGGACCCUUCCAGCGCCUCAUCUUCUUCCUGCUCAGCGCCAGCAUCAUCCCCAAUGGUUUCAAUGGCAUAUCUGUGGUGUUUCUGGCGGGGGUCCCCGAGCACCAGUGCCGGGUGCCCGCCUCGGCGAACCUGAGCAGCGAGUGGAGAAACCACAGUAUUCCGCGGCAAAUGCAGGACGGCCGCGAGGUGCCCAGCAAGUGCCGGCGCUACCAGCUCGCGGCUCUGGCCAACUUCUCGGCCCAGGGGCUGGUGCCCGGCAGAGACGUGAACCUGAGUCAGGUGGAGCUGGAGCCCUGUCUGGACGGCUGGGAGUACAGCCGGGACACGUACCUGUCCACCAUCGUCACCGAGUGGGACCUGGUCUGUGAGGAUGACUGGAAAGCUCCAUUAACUACCUCCUUAUUUUUUGUGGGUGUGCUUGUCGGAUCCUUUAUUUCAGGACAGCUCUCAGACAAGUUUGGCCGGAAGAAUGUUCUCUUUGUGACGAUGGGAAUGCAGACGGGAUUUAGUUUCCUACAAGUCUUCUCCACAAGCUAUGAGAUGUUCUCAGUACUAUUUGUCCUUGUGGGCAUGGGACAGAUAUCUAACUAUGUGGCUGCUUUUGUUCUUGGAACAGAAAUUCUGGGCAAAUCAGUUCGAAUAAUAUUCUCCACCUUGGGAGUUUGCAUAUUUUAUGCAAUUGGCUAUAUGCUCCUGCCUCUGUUUGCUUAUUUCAUCCGAGGAUGGAGGAUGUUACUACUGGCCCUAACCUUGCCAGGGUUGCUGUGUAUUCCUCUCUGGUGGGUCAUUCCUGAGUCCCCCAGAUGGCUGCUGUCUCAGGGAAGGUUAAAAGAGGCAGAGGUCAUCAUCCAAAAGGCUGCAAAAAUCAAUGGGAUCGUUGGGCCAUCGAUAAUAUUUGAUCCUCUGGAGUUGCAAGACCUGAAUUCUCGGAAGCAACAAUCCCAUAGUAUUUUGGACCUACUUCGAACCCAGAACAUCCGGACUAUCACCAUCAUGUCUAUAAUUCUGUGGAUGACAAUAUCAGUGGGCUAUUUUGGCCUUUCACUUGACACUCCAAACUUACACGGGGAUAGCUACGUGAACUGCUUCCUCUCUGCUGUGAUCGAAGUCCCUGCAUACAUUAUUGCUUGGCUGCUCUUACGGACCCUGCCCCGGCGGUAUUCCAUGUCAUCUGCCCUUUUUCUGGGCGGCAGUGUUCUUCUCUUCAUACAACUAGUACCCCCAGAUUUAUACCUCUUGUCAACUACCUUGGUGAUGAUCGGAAAGUUCGGGAUUACCUGCGCGUUUGCCAUGGUGUACGUGUACACAGCUGAGCUCUAUCCCACAGUGGUCAGGAACAUGGGUGUGGGAGCCAGUUCCAUGGCUUCUCGACUGGGCAGCAUCUUGUCUCCUUAUUUUGUUUACCUCGGUGCCUAUGACCGAUUCCUGCCUUACAUCCUCAUGGGGAGUCUGACCGUCCUGACAGCCAUCCUUACCUUGUUCCUCCCAGAGAGCUUCGGGAUCCCUCUCCCAGAUACCAUUGAUCAGAUGCUGAGGGUCAAAGGAAUAAAAUACAGACACACUCCCAGCAGCAACAGCACUGACACAAGGAUAUUAAAAGAAGGAGAAGAGAGACACACAGUCCUUAAAACCACAGCCUUUUAGUGAAGCCUGUAUUCAGUAAGAAAUUGCAAAAAACUUUUCUAUGAGGGCUUAUGAAAACACUGAAUGUCCUGGGUGUUAAAACAUCCUGGUAUUUAUGACAUUGAACCCAUUUCUCUCUUGUUUGUUAAGUUGGCACAUAGACGCUGUCCUUAGAGAAAUCAAGACCCAGGUUGCUUUAAAUAUCAGAAUGGAUUUGGCUUCUCUCAAGAAGUACUAGAAUUAAUGGGUAUUUGAAUGGAUCUGGGGGUGAUAUACUAAAUUUACAGAGUAAAUUUGAGAUUUUCUGGAAAAAAGGCCACUAAUAAAAUUGAAUAUUUAUUUUUCUUCCUUUCUUCAUUUGCUGAGAGAUGGUAAUUUUGCUUGUCUUGUUUUCCUGUGUUCCCAAGGAAUACUUAACCAGGCUUGUUUCCCAAGGGCUAAAGAAAGUACAGAGACUGAGAAAAUUUGAAUGUUAGAGUGGAAAUGGAUUUUAUUAUAUAGAAUGGCAACAUCCUUGCAGCAGUUUACCAGCAGAAUUUCUCUGAUUACUCAGUACAGUUAGUGGGGUGAUCAAAUUAGGACUGGACUUAUCCAGACCCACAUAAAAUAAAACAUCAUAACUCUGCACUUUUUCCCCAUUGUUAAAUAAGUCAAACCUUUAAUGUUGCUCCGAGAUCAAUGGUUAUAGUUAUGGUUGUUAUUGUUUUCCUAGUAGAAACACAGACUAUGUUGAGGAGAUUAGGGAGAGAAAAAUAGAUUAAUAUCUGUUUUCUCAAAGUCUUGAAAUUUUUCUUGCAGAGUAUAGAGAGGACAACUUUUUUCCCUUCAAAUUAUAUUUGGAAAAGGGGGCUAACUAGUCUCUAAAUUUCAUCCAUCUAUGCCCAGCUACAAAUAAACUGGAUGUAAGUAAAUAUUUGCUAGAAGCCAAUACUACUAGCACUUGUAUAGAUGCCAAAAGUGACGACAUGGGGUGCUUUCCUUUUCUGAUCUCUAUCAUGGAAAAAAUGACUAAGACUGUGGAUGUGAUUCGAGUUUCUCCUAUUAGAUUAUAGGUGUGAGUAUAACUACCCAUCUAAGUAACAGAGGUACUUACUUAAGUCGUGUGACAACCAUAGUUGAAACUUAUUGGGGGGUAAGAGGGUAGGAGGGUAGUAAGCUUUCUAUUUGUCUUCUUUUUUCCCCUUGAUUCUAUUGUCAUGGUACUACUAAAGCAUAUUCUUCACCUGGUCAUAAAUGCAUUUUUGUGAAAACUACUGUGAUAUCUUAGGGAUAUAAGAAACUUUAAUAAACAAUUUUUUUAAGUGUUA
Molecule: messenger RNA, 4383 nt
Organism: Antechinus flavipes (yellow-footed antechinus)
Lineage: Eukaryota; Metazoa; Chordata; Mammalia; Dasyuromorphia; Dasyuridae
Product: solute carrier family 22 member 5-like
Exons: 10
Coding region: 1412-3097 (561 amino acids)
Biological process (GO): transmembrane transport; carnitine transport
Cellular component (GO): membrane
Molecular function (GO): ATP binding; transmembrane transporter activity
Source: RefSeq, a predicted model, not a curated record